CACUCUGGAAGUAGCUACUGUAAGCGCUAUGGUUUUACACAAUGUUACUCCUACAAGGAGAAAGGUCGUUGUUCAUAUUUCCAUAACACAUUUGAUUGGCUAGAAUAUUUCAGGCUUUUACAUGGUGUCAAGAUACAACGAUGGGAUUGGUCAACUGUGUCGCCCCAAACGUUACAUGGUCCUUGUUUUCGCGCGAAAAGUGCACUUUCUCUUCUCCAGCGUGCAUGGUACGGUUCGUCAAGGGAAGACGGAAGAGAUUUUAGAAACUAUUUUAUAUUUCAGUGUUAAUCCAGUGAAAAGAUGGAUCUUGCACAGACGACUCAGGAGAAUGCGGGACAGAUGGUGAAAGACGAGUUAGCAGAGAAAUGCCAGAAGCUUUUCCAGGCUUUCUUAGAAGAGUACCAGACAUCAGACGGUGAGGUGAAGUAUGUCCGUGAUGCUGAGGAGCUGAUCAGGCCUGAGAGAAACACUCUGUUGGUCUCCUUCACUGAUCUGGAAGGAUUUAACCAGGAACUGGCGACCACCAUCCAGGAGGAGUUCUACAGAGUAUAUCCCUUCCUCUGUCGUGCGGUGAGGAGCUUUGCCAGGGAUCACGGGAAUGUCCCUGUCAAUAAGGAGUUCUAUUUGGCCGUCCAGGACCUGCCCACCAGACACAAGAUCCGUGAGCUGUCCUCCUUGCGCAUUGGUUCUCUGGUGCGCAUCAGUGCACAGGUGGUGAGGACACACCCUGUACACCCAGAACUGGUGAGCGGGACGUUCCUUUGUCUGGACUGCCAGGGGGUGUGUCCGGACGUGCCCCAGCAGUUCAAGUAUGCCCCGCCCACCGUCUGCAGGAACCCCGUCUGCAGCAACCGCGCUCGCUUCCACCUCGACACACACCGCUCCAAAUUCAUUGACUUCCAGAAGGUGCGUAUCCAGGAGACCCAGGCAGAGCUGCCCAGAGGGUCCAUCCCCCGCUCCCUAGAGGUGAUUCUGAGGGCUGUACACGCACACGAUAGACAGACACAAUCACACCGCCAUGACACGCACACAGUUCACCCUGACAUGACCCAUUUUCUCCAUCUCUCUCUAGGUGUGCGAGCAGAGACGAGUUCCCGUGUAGGAGGGAGACAGGGUUAUGAGAACGAGGGCCUUCGCGGUCUUAAAGCCCUGGGAGUCAGAGAGCUGUCCUACAGACUGGCCUUCCUCGCCUGCCAUGUGGCUCCUACCAACCCCAGGUUCGGAGGGAAGGAGCUGCGUGAUGAGGAUCAGACGGCAGAGAGCAUCAAGAGCCAGAUGUCAGUUCAGGAGUGGGAGAAGGUGUUCGAGAUGAGCCAAGACAAGAACCUCUACCACAACCUCGGCACCAGCCUCUUCCCCACCAUACACGGUAAUGACGAGGUGAAGCGUGGCAUCCUGCUGAUGUUGUUCGGGGGUGUUCCCAAAACCACCAUGGAGGGAACAUCUCUCAGAGGAGAUGUGAACGUCUGCAUCGUAGGAGACCCCUCGACCGCCAAGAGCCAGUUCCUCAAGCAUGUGGAGGAGUUCAGUCCCAGGGCUGUGUAUACCAGUGGGAAGGCCAGCAGUGCAGCCGUGGUUCGAGACGAGGAGUCACACGAGUUCGUCAUCGAGGCCGGAGCUCUCAUGCUCGCUGACAACGGUGUGUGUUGUAUCGAUGAGUUUGACAAGAUGGAGACCAGAGACCAAGUGGCCAUCCAUGAGGCCAUGGAGCAACAGACCAUCUCCAUCACUAAAGCUGGAGUCAAGGCCACUCUGAAUGCCCGUACGUCCAUCCUGGCGGCUGCUAACCCGGUCGGUGGUCGCUACGACCGCAGCAAGAGUCUGAAACAGAACGUCAACCUGUCCGCUCCCAUCAUGAGCCGCUUUGACCUCUUCUUCAUCCUGGUGGACGACUGCAAUGAGGUGACAGACUAUGCCAUAGCCAGGCGUAUCGUGGAUCUGCACUCUCGCAUUGAGAACUCAGUAGACAGACUCUACUCUCUGGAUGAGAUCAGAAGAUACCUGCUCUUCGCCCGACAGUUCAAACCCAAGAUCUCUGGUGAGUCCGAGGAGUUCAUCGUGGAGCAGUACAAACGGCUGCGUCAGCGCGACGGCUCUGGGGGCGUGGCCAAGUCGGCCUGGCGAAUCACGGUGCGGCAGCUGGAGAGCAUGAUCCGCCUCUCUGAGGGCAUGGCUCGCAUGCACUGCUGCGACGAGGUCCAGCCUAAGCACGUGAAGGAGGCAUUCCGCCUGCUGAAUAAGUCCAUCGUCAGAGUGGAGACGCCUGACGUCAAUCUGGACCAGGACCAGGAGAUGGAGGAGGAGGAGGGCGAGAACGGCCGUGACGUUCCCAACGGAGUGAAUGGCGUAAACGGCCUGGUUAACGAGCACGCUGAUAGAAUGAACGGCCACUCCGACGGAACUAACCGCGGCGCCAACGGAGUCGAAGGACUCACCGACGUUGUGAGCGGCCACUCCGACGGAACUAACCGCGGCGCCAACGGAGUCGAAGGACUCACCGACGUUGUGAGCGGCCACUCUGACAGCGGCCCCAAGCCGCCGCUGCGUCUGACAUUCCCAGAGUACCGCCGCAUCUCCAACCUGCUGGUGCUGCAUCUCCGCAGGGCCGAGGAGGCCGAGGAGGAAGAGGAGUUGAAGAAAAGUGCCCUAAUCAACUGGUAUCUGAAGGAGAUGGAGUCAGAGAUCGACUCGGAAGAGGAACUGAUCCACAAGAAGAGCCUGAUAGAGAAAGUCCUGCACAGACUAGUGCACUACGAUCAUAUCCUGAUAGAGCUGUCUCGGGGAGGGCUGAAAGGGUCAGAGGCGGAGGCACAGGAAGAGGUUCUGGUCGUCAACCCCAACUACACUCUGGAGGACUAAACUCAUCCCCUCCAACUCCCUCCCUAGCACUUUCCCCCUCCUUCUCAAUCGCCUCUUUCUAGAACUUUUACGUUUGGACUCCAAUUCAAGACUCUGUGAAGUUGUUUUUUGUUGAAUGUUGGUCAGUGUAAUUACAUUCUCAACAUUUGUCAUGUUUUAAUUGUAUUGCUGCUUUAUAGAGUUUUUAAACGACUCUACCCUGUUUUAAGCCUUGUAUUUGUAUUGGUGUAGCCAGGUGAAUAAUGUAAAUAUGUUGCUCUGAUUUCUCCAGAGCGUUUACUGGCGUAUGGCUGUUUGUGGGUCUCCUCAGUUAACAUGAUGUUAAUCCUGACUAGCAUGGUUUUACCUCCCAUGUUAAAUGUAUGUGUGAAAGAACACACACAAAUUAAAGUCUACCCUUUUGAUGCA
Oncorhynchus mykiss (rainbow trout) is the source of this 3267-nucleotide messenger RNA. Lineage: Eukaryota; Metazoa; Chordata; Actinopteri; Salmoniformes; Salmonidae. The record is from RefSeq and is a predicted model, not a curated record.